Ectocarpus sp. CCAP 1310/34 is the source of this 363-nucleotide messenger RNA. The record is from the annotation of a GenBank genome assembly. Lineage: Eukaryota; Phaeophyceae; Ectocarpales; Ectocarpaceae.
AUGAGCCGCACGACCGCAGAGACUUCUUUCCACCAUUUCUGCGAGAAGUUUUCCGAGGGCCUCUGGGACACUUGGGUGAAACUCCCGCGCGGGGAUGAACUCAAGAAGGUCGAGGAGAUCUACCGCAAGUGUGGUUACCCGGGGGCGACGGGAUCUACGGACUGCACCCACUUCCGUUGGUCGGGCUGCCCGUUCUCCGAGAAGAACACCCACACCGGCAAGGAGGGUUACACGUCGCUGGUGGUGGAGUGCACGUGUGACCAUUCUGGCCGCAUCAUCGCGGCAACCAAGACUUACCCGGGAGCCGAGAACGACAAGACGGUCAUCGCACGGGACGAGUCCAUUUGGCGAAUACUAGAUUAG